GUCAGAGAUUUUCCACUGCUCUACGCUUGUUCUAACGCCUGAUAUUUCACCUUCCAUUUCAGUAGAACUUACGGUGCCAAAAUGUCUGGCGAGUCUGAAGCCGCUAGUGCUCCGGCUCCUUCUAACCCCUUCGCCUCGCUGGGCGCUUCGGGCACUACGGGAUUCGCCGCUGGCGGCUUCAACUUCGGUGCGCCGGUUGCCCCUGCCUUCGGCGCUGCCCCCAAGCCUGCGGACGAGGAGGGCGGCGAUGAGGACGGCGGCGACGCUGCCCCGGAGGAGGAGUGCCAGGCGGAGUUCAAGCCAGUUGUGCAGCUAGACGAGGUGGAGACAAAGUCGGGCGAGGAGGACGAGGACUCGCUGGUGGACCUCAAAUGCAAGCUGUACCGGUUCGAUGGCGACAACAACGAGUGGAAGGAGCGUGGCCUGGGGCUAAUUAAGCUCCUACAGCACAAGGAGAACAAAAAGGUCCGCCUGCUGAUGCGUCAGGAGAAGACGCUGAAGAUUCGUGCAAACCACAUCGUCAUGCCAGGCACUAAGCUCCAAGAGCACAGUGGCAGCGACAAGGCCUGGGUGUGGAGCACCGUGGACUUCUCGGAGGGCGAGCAGCGGAUCGAGCUGUUUGCCGUGCGCUUUGGCACCGUUGAGAAGGCUCAGGAGUUCAAGAAGAAGUUUGAGGAGGCGAUGGACAUCAACGCGCCGCUGCUGGGCGAUGUGGCCGCGCUGCCCAAGGCGGACGAGUCGGCGGGCGGCGCCGCGGCGGACAAGGAGGCGGAGGAGCUGGCGAAGGAGGUGGAGGGCAAGGCGACCACCAAGGACGAGUAACUGGGCAAUGGUUCUGGUAGCGUACAUGGGCGAGCUUGCGGAGGUUGGGCGCUUGGAGCUGGGCCGGAACACGGAGGUGGAUGACAAUAGCAGGAGGACAUCAGCUAUAAUUAGGCAGGCUGGCGAAGCGCUUCCACUCGACUGUGAUUAGGUAGAUACAUGUCCCUCCUUCAGCAGGCAGGUGGUGUUGGUGGACACAGGAGGCAGCUCUGACAACUGAGUGUUACAAGAUAGGCAGGUCAGGAUUUUUACACGUCUGGGGGCAGAUAGAAGCGCUGUUUGCUGUGCAGUGCAUUCAGGAGGCACGCGGGACACAAUUUGGUCCACCGCGCCUCUAUCGAUGGAGACGUGACGGUGCGCAUGGCUGACAGUAUGCGCGUUGGAUGUAAGCUGGCGGUACGUAAUGCACUUUUGCUUCAGUACCCGACGGGCGCUGUGCUGCACAGUAAGCUUGCAGUUGGUGUUGUAAGCUGUCAUUGUGGAGUUUUAAGGCUGAGCCCCCGGUUCAGGGGGCCCAAUACCCCUGUGCGUGCGUGCUUUGGCGCAAACUGCGAUUGCCACACGUUCGAUUGCAAAAAGGCGGCGGAUCAACAUCAGUCUCGGAUUCGGCCGGGUCAAGGAGGGCCAGGACACGUUUCAGAUGUAGACUCGGCAGUUCCGUGGGGUGAUGGGGUCCCCUGACGUCCUAAUGGAUGUUGUAUUGCUGGGCUGCGACGCCAACUCUGCGGCGAACAUACGGCACGCGCUGAUGGAGACGCUGUUUGGUAGAGCGCGGCCUACGGCACUGUGCCGUGGCGGCGGCGAUGCCAUCGCCGCGAUGGUGGCGGCAACUGCGGCAGCGCAGGGCCCAGCGGUGGCGCAGGACCUGGCAGCUGCGGCGGCGGCGCAGGGCCCAGCGACGGCGGAGGACCUGGCGGCAGUGGCGGUGGCGGCGCAGGACCUGGCGGCAGUGGCGGCGGCGGCGCAGGACCUGGCGGCAGUGGCGGCGGCGGCGCAGGACCUGGUCCCAGCAGUGGCGGCGUGCAUGUGCGUAGCGGAGGAGGCAGGCAAGGCCAUGUGCAGGAGGAGAGCACGGCGCCGCCCGAGCAACGGCGCCAUUGAGACCUGCCGGUGUCUGGUCUGCGGUCUUUGCUGGCGAGCAUAGCAUAGCGCAGUGUGUGUCACAUGGCCGUUUGGUUUGUUGCCUACUGUGCUUGUGCUUGACAGCGGGACGCGGCUGGACACAUGGCGGGCGAUGCCUGUACAACCGACCCAGGCUUUAGGAGGAAGGUGGCGAAAGAUUGCGACGAAUGUUCAGGUAACCGAUUUAACAAGGAACGGUCCAGGGGAAAUGUGGACUACCGGUAAGAUGUAAAGGUUAGCGGAGGAGAUGAGAUAGUCCGGGAGAUGAGGUAGAGGUUCGGCCUCAGACGUUGCAUCAACGUGGCGUGGCGGCACAGCCCAUUUGUCCCCUUGCGAGGGAGAGCCACUUUUUCUUGUCACAACGUCAACUGGCAUGGGAGACGUGCAGUACAGCGUCUCUUCUGUGGCUUCCCCGAGGCCCCCUCGCAGUCAUUAUGUCCCAUAGGGUAAUUUGUUUUAGGUAUCAGGCAUUCUGUCUCCUUUAACACCUUCGAUGAUCAGGAGGAAGCGGACGCGGCCAGGGGCCAGGGGCUCACUGGCAAGGGGCAGGAGACCAGUCACUACAGCGUGUACCAAUGUGAGUCACGUGGUAUGCAAAGCACAUUAGCACAGAGCACAAGUAAAGUUG
This is a messenger RNA of Chlamydomonas reinhardtii, 2572 nucleotides long. RefSeq lists its product as uncharacterized. Gene Ontology annotation, molecular function: GTPase activator activity. The transcript is spliced from 5 exons. Bases 82 to 822 code for a protein of 246 amino acids. NCBI's taxonomy places the organism in Eukaryota, Viridiplantae, Chlorophyta, Chlorophyceae, Chlamydomonadales, Chlamydomonadaceae. Gene Ontology annotation, biological process: nucleocytoplasmic transport. The record is from RefSeq and is a predicted model, not a curated record. Gene Ontology annotation, cellular component: nuclear pore; cytoplasm.